Molecule: messenger RNA, 3780 nt
Organism: Hippocampus zosterae (dwarf seahorse)
Lineage: Eukaryota; Metazoa; Chordata; Actinopteri; Syngnathiformes; Syngnathidae
Gene: cnot4a
Product: CCR4-NOT transcription complex, subunit 4a
Exons: 13
Coding region: 302-2698 (798 amino acids)
Biological process (GO): protein ubiquitination
Cellular component (GO): CCR4-NOT complex
Molecular function (GO): metal ion binding; RNA binding; ubiquitin-protein transferase activity
Source: RefSeq, a predicted model, not a curated record
UCCACUCCCUCCUCACGUAUUUUAAUGCUAGCUAAGAUGGUGGUUUGAGCGUAAAUUGUCUCCUCAAUACUAAGAAAAGACAGGGGCAAGAAAAAAGACCUUUCUAGCUUUUUAAUUAAAACGGAACAACACAUCCACGGCUAUCCCAAGGGAACGCUUCGAGAUAUUUUGACAUUUCACACACAUUGGCUCGCAGUCCCCGCCCAAUUCGGUGUGACUCUUGGAGUGGAAUCCUAAGCUAAAUACGAACAGGCUCUGUGCUGCGUGUCCGCUUCAACGCUCAGCCUCGCCGCACCGUAGGAUGUCCCAUAGCCCUGAAAUUAAGGACGACCCCAUGGAGUGCCCCCUGUGCAUGGAGCCGCUGGAGAUCGACGACGUUAACUUCUUCCCCUGCACCUGCGGCUACCAGAUCUGCCGCUUCUGUUGGCACCGCAUCCGCACAGAUGAGAAUGGCCUUUGCCCGGCCUGCAGAAAGCCAUACCCAGAGGACCCCGCUGUGUACAAGCCUCUGUCGCAGGAGGAGAUCCAGAGGAUAAAGAACGAAAAGAAGCAGAAACAGAACGAGAAGAAGCAAAAGGUGACAGAGAACCGCAAGCACUUGGCCAGCGUCCGAGUGGUCCAGAGAAACCUGGUUUUCGUGGUGGGACUCUCGCAGCGACUCGCCGACCCGGAGGUCCUAAAACGACCCGAGUAUUUUGGGAGGUUUGGGAAGAUCCAUAAAGUGGUCAUCAACAAUAGUACAUCUUAUGCCGGGUCACAGGUCCAGGGACCGAGUGCCAGCGCGUACGUCACCUACGUCCGCCCCGAAGACGCUCUAAGAGCUAUACAGUGUGUGAACAACGUGGUGGUUGAUGGCAGAACGCUCAAGGCUUCUUUAGGCACAACAAAGUACUGCAGUUACUUCCUCAAAAGUAUGCAGUGUCCUAAACCUGAUUGUAUGUAUCUACAUGAGCUAGGAGAUGAAGCGGCUAGCUUUACGAAAGACGAAAUGCAGGCAGGGAAACAUCAAGAGUAUGAGCAAAAACUCCUACAAGACCUGUACAAAAUCAACCCUAGCUUUCUACAACCUCCGGCGUGCGGAACGGAAAAGUCAAAGAGUAAAUCGGGCUUAACACAAAGACAAAACAGUAGCAAUGGCAAAGAUGGGUGGCCCACGUUGUCAGGUCACGGCAAAUUAGCCAAUGGCCUUUCAGAGGACCGCAAGUCCCCUCCGCUGCUAGACUAUCUAGACCAAGAGGGUCUCGCUUCAGAUGGUCUAGAUGCAGACCUCCGUCCCGGCCAGUGCACUGCCAUGUCCCCCUUCUCCUCCAACUGUGACAGCAGCAGCCCCAGCGACAAGCCUUCCGAGUCGAUCAGUAUGGUGAACGGUGAUACUUUACAACAGAUACCCACAAGUGACUCCCCAUCCCCUCCCCCGGGUUUAACCAAGCCCAGCCUGGUGGUGCCCAUCAGCGUGUCUGAGCUCACGGCCCGCUCGCCUUUCGAGGGCGCGGCGGCGGAGUCGCAAUCGCUCUUCUCGGACAACAGCAAUUUCAGACACCCCAACCCCCUCCCCACUGGUCUGCCUCCAUUUCCUAGCAACCCCCGCAGCGCUGACUGGCCUAUGACUCCGGAACCACACAGCCUCUUCACAUCAGACACGAUACCGGUGUCGUCUUCCACGGACUGGCAGGCGGCCUUCGGCUUUGGCUCAUCCAGCAAACAGCAGGACGACGACCUGGGCUUCGACCCGUUCGACGUCACCCGCAAAGCCCUGGCCGACCUGAUCGAGAAGGAGCUGUCCGUGCAGGACCAGAGCCCCGCCUCCCCGGGGCCUCGUGCCCAGGGAAACAAUCAUGGGCCCGGCCUGCCGCCCCCGAACGGCAACGCCGGUACCUCUCAUCACUUCCCCGCUGGCGUGCCUCGCAUCCCGCAGCUCCAUCACAGAGCCAUCUACAGCUCGUGCAGUUUCCCCGGCACGCACAGCGGCCAGCCCAGUCAGCAGCAGCAGCAAGCCAGACACCCCUGGAUGGGCAUCCCCUCGCGGAAUAACCUCACACACUUGAACCACUCAGCCAGCGCUGCCUCACACGGUAAUUUCCUGGACCUGAAUCUGCCUCCUCAGCACAGCACAGGUCUGGGAGGGAUCCCCAUUUCAGAAAACAGCGGCUCUAUAGAAGGCCUAAAGGUGAAAGAGUGGCAAGAUGGCCUCAGAGCUCUCCUGCCCAACAUCAACAUCAACUUCGGGGGCCUUCCCAAUUCCUCGUCCUCCUCGUCCUCCUCGUCCUCAAACAGUGUUAACCACAUCGCUGGGCCGGCGGGCAUUUCACACAGCCUGAGCUGGGACAGCACGGCCAGCUUGAUGGACCCUGCGAUCAUCACAGGCAUCCCGGCCUCGGCAGGCACCAGUUUAGACUGUCUCCAGGAUGACAACCCCCCACAUUGGCUCAAGUCCCUGCAGGCGCUCACCGAGAUGGACGGUCCGGCCAGGUCGGUGGCGGCGCCCGUCGCUCAGCCCCUCCACAGCGCCCUCCUGGACGGCCACCUCCCCCUUCACCACAGAGCCGCCCCUGCCGGCUGGGCCCCCUACAUGCCCCCUGCCACAGCCAACCCCCUCAGCCACUUCCACUCCCCCCCGCCAGGCUUCCAGACCGCCUUCAGACCCCCGGGACAGCCCGCCACAGAGUUGCUACAGAGUGCCGCCGCGGACCGCCACUAAAUGCAAGACUACAACCACCCAUUUAUCCCACUCAUCAUCUACCCCCAUUCCCACCCCUUCUUUACCUCUCAAAAGCGAAACACAUCAUUCUGCAGAGUAUGAAAUAUGAUUAACAAAGUAACAACUAUGCUUUUGGUCCACUUUUUUUUCUCUGUUUUUGUUUGUGGCACACAUUAAUCCAUAACCUGCGUCUGCGACCCUCACCACUCCUUAGAACUAGAUGGGCGGGAGGUGGUGGGGCAGCAUAGCACAGCACUGAGCACCCCAAAACUGACAACGAUUCAAUUAAGCUUAAGUAAGGGUCUUCUUUUUAAACGUAACUAACAAUGAAGUGUAAACCGUUGUUGGACAGUCGCGCCGUCUAAUAGUCGCAAAGCAAAGCUGUGAAACGAGGAUGAAAGUUUUUGCUUGGCUUUAUCACUUGCCGAGAGGUGCCGGAGAAUAAGGUUUCGGGAGGAUUACAGGGCACAGGUUAUGCAUGGGGCUCCACGUAAUGUGGGGUGGGGGCACACCGAAAGGCCCCCGGCUCGAGUGCCCUGGUGGCCCACAUUCCCUCUACUGGGGACGUUUUUGCUGAACCUCUGUAUCAGAGGGUAGAGCAGUGCCCGAUUGCAGGAGAGGGGCGGGUUAGAAGAGGGCACGAGGGGUCCGGACCCCGUGGGAAAUGGUGGCACAUAUCCUGAGCACGAGGGUUAGACUCCUUACUCACAGUGCCACCGUGUGGUACCUACAGUAGCUUAGCCCUAACAUGGACAGCCACCAAGUAAAUGGAAGGAACACUAGACGGAGGUGAUUUGAAGUACUAAUUGGGCAGCCGAGGAAGGUGGGCGACCCCCCACACCCCCGCCUUGUCGACCCGUGAGGGCUUUAAUUGAGGCCUUAAUGUGGAGCGAAGGGAGAUUGGGGCUCGAGUGCAUGGAGGAGGUGAGGUCUCAUGUGAAUGAUUGCAAUUAUACUCAGCCCUUGACAUGACGAGGGGAGCAGCUUUUUAAAAUGUGCGGCACGAGAGAUGAAACAUGCACAAACGUCUGCAACAUACAGAUUUUUGUCCACAAAUUAAAUAUACAGUGCUCAGUUAAAAA